This is a messenger RNA of Medioppia subpectinata, 1035 nucleotides long. Lineage: Eukaryota; Metazoa; Arthropoda; Arachnida; Sarcoptiformes; Oppiidae. The record is from the annotation of a GenBank genome assembly.
CAAUUCAUUUGCAAAUCAAUUAUCAGUGAAUAAUAAUAACAAUUAUAAUAAUCACCGAUAAAUCAAAUCAACCGUUUGUUUAGUACUGUCUCUCAAAGUGUUCAUCAGUUGAUAAUCAAAGAGCGGAUCAAUUGUUAAGUGAUGUCUAUAUUAGAGAAGUUAAGUGAACAGCAGUUGACUCGACAGCCGGAAGAGGUUUUCGACAUUUUGUGUAAAUUAGGCGAGGGCUCCUAUGGAUCCGUAUAUAAAGCGCUACACAAAGAGUCGGGUCAAGUGCUGGCCAUCAAACAGGUGCCCGUCGAGAGUGACUUAGGCGAAAUAAUCAAAGAGAUAUCAAUUAUGCAACAGUGCGACAGUCCAUACGUUGUCCGAUACUACGGAAGUUAUUUCAAAGGUUCCGACCUAUGGAUUGUGAUGGAGUACUGCGGCGGCGGUUCUGUCUCUGACAUUAUGCGGAUGCGGAAGAAGACACUCACCGAAGACGAGAUCUCAACCAUACUUAGGGACACACUAUUAGGCCUCGAAUACCUGCACCAGAGGAGGAAAAUACAUCGAGAUAUUAAAGCGGGAAAUAUAUUACUUAAUAGCGAAGGCCACGCAAAGCUAGCCGAUUUUGGAGUUGCGGGUCAGUUGACGGACACAAUGGCCAAACGAAAUACAGUGAUUGGAACGCCCUUUUGGAUGGCGCCCGAAGUCAUCCAAGAGAUCGGUUACGACUGUCUCGCAGACAUUUGGAGCUUAGGAAUUACAGCGUUAGAGAUGGCAGAGGGAAAGCCACCGUACGGUGACAUUCAUCCAAUGCGUGCCAUAUUUAUGAUACCGACGAAACCUCCGCCCUCUUUCCGCGAUCCCGACCGCUGGUCCUCUGAGUUCAUCGAUUUCGUACAGAAAUGUCUCGUUAAGAAUCCCGAGCAGAGGUCGACGGCCAGCCUUUUACUGCAGCAUGAGUUUAUACUGCGGGCGCAGCCCGUGUCCACACUCCUGCAGAUGAUACAGGAGGCGCGUAUGAUACUCGCCGAGACCAGCACCAGAGAU